AUCAGUAGGACGUGAGAAGAUACCCAACCGUUGGACAGGAAAUAAGGUCGAGGUAACUGUCCGCUCAUCGCGGUGGGAACAAUACCGUCACGGCUGAAAGAGGUCGUAACGUGAGGCCAGCCGAGUUCAAACAGUCGUGAGUUAGUCUAAAUUUUAAAAGCCAGCUCGGUUGCAAAACAGGAAUUAAAAGUGACAACCAUAGCUGGCGUCGUCCACUUUUUGGUGACAUUUUCACUCCGCCGGUGAGAAGCUGUCAGCUGCCAGGGCUUUCCUCCUUUCCCCCCCAGGAGCACAUUUUGUAUUGUUUUGUUUGUUUACUUAUUUAUUUAUUUAUUUAUUUUAAAAACACAACACGUAAACAGUCGAGCCAGUUGUAGUAGUAUCUGUAUAAGCCGAGGAGAAGGAGGAGGAGGUUAGAUCGCGGCUGGGUACAAAGAGCGGCGAGCACCCAGAGAGGAGGCUGGCGGACGGGACGGAGCGGAGCGGAGCGGCGAGGACAACAGCGGGGACCCGACCGAGAGCAUCUCUGAGUAAUUUCUGAUCUACGCGAGCUCCACGAGUGAUUUUAAUUAGCGGAAUCCCCAACACCGUUUAUCGACCAAAAAGGACUUGUCCAGCAACAGCUGGUCCUCUCCAGAAAUACCUGCUCCUGAUCUGUUCACACCCCCCCACCACCACCCUCAGGUCCUGCAGCCAUCACCUCCACUUUGUACCGAUGAAGGAGGCCGACGCCAUCAAGUUGUUUGUGGGGCAGAUUCCUCGGAAUCUGGAGGAGAAGGACCUUAAGCCCAUUUUUGAGCAAUUUGGCAAGAUCUACGAACUGACUGUGAUUAAGGAUAAAUACACCGGGAUGCACAAAGGAUGCGCGUUUCUGACGUAUUGCGCACGAGAGUCGGCCCUGAAAGCCCAGAGCGCUCUCCAUGAGCAGAAAACACUACCAGGGAUGAAUCGGCCGAUCCAAGUUAAACCAGCUGACAGUGAAGGCCGAGGAGAGGACAGGAAGUUGUUUGUGGGCAUGCUGGGAAAGCAGCAGAGUGAUGAGGAUGUCAGAAGGCUGUUUGAGCCCUUUGGCAGCAUAGAGGAGUGCACUGUUUUGAGAGGACCAGAUGGCACAAGCAAAGGGUGCGCCUUUGUGAAAUUCCAGGGUCAUGCCGAAGCCCAAGCUGCAAUCAGCAGCCUGCAUGGGAGCCGCACAAUGCCUGGAGCGUCGUCCAGUCUGGUGGUAAAGUUUGCUGACACGGAGAAGGAGCGGGGGCUGAGGAGGAUGCAGCAGGUGGCCUCCCAACUCGGCAUCUUCAGCCCCAUGACCCUCAACUUUCCUGCCUACAAUGCCUACACGCAGGCGGUCAACGCACAGCUUGUCCAACAGCAGGCCCUGGUUGCCCAGUCAGCGUACUUGUCUCCUGUCGCAACAGUUGCUGCUGUACAGAUGCAGCAGAUGGCGGCACUCAAUGCCAAUGGAAUCAUCGCAACACCCAUUACACCUAUCACACCGUCCUCGGGUACAAACACUCCACCAACUAUCGCAGCAACACCUGUGUCAGCUAUCCCGCCAGCAUUAGGAGUGAAUGGUUACAGCACCGUGCCAGCUCCCACCAAUGGACAGCAAACAGAAACACUGUACACUAAUGGAGUUCACCCAUACCAAGCCCAGAGUCCAGCUGCAGCUUUGGACCCUCUUCAGCAAGCCUACGCAGGCAUGCAGCACUACACAGCGGCGUAUCCUGCUGCCUACGGAUUGGUUGGGCAGCCGUUUCCCCAGCAGCCGACACUGGUUGCUCAGCAACACCAGCAGCCCCAGCAACAGCAGCAAAGAGAAGGUCCAGAAGGGUGUAACAUCUUCAUCUACCACCUGCCACAGGAGUUCAGUGACUCUGAGAUGCUGCAGAUGUUCCUGCCCUUUGGCAAUGUCAUAUCGGCUAAAGUGUUCGUGGACCGAGCUACCAACCAGAGCAAAUGUUUUGGAUUUGUGAGUUUUGACAACCCUGCCAGCGCUCAGGCUGCUAUCCAGGCGAUGAAUGGCUUUCAGAUUGGCAUGAAAAGACUCAAAGUGCAGCUCAAAAGGCCCAAAGAUGCCAACCGCCCAUACUGAGUGACAGCGGAGAGAAGAACGAACAAAUACGGAGAGAUCCUCCCGUCCAAUCAUAUUUCACGAGGACCCCAUCGCUAUGGCAAUGGUUGCCUAGUGACCGAUAAAGCCCUGAUCCCCCCUUCCUCUCGCAUUGUUGCGACCUCUCAGAGUCCAACUGAAGGUGAAGUCCCAGGGUUCAUUGUGCUUUCAGACUGUCUUCUACCUGUGAGCGUCUGCAGAGAGCUGCCACACAAACACACACUGACGUACACAGAGAUACCCUUAAUUGUGAACCUCAAAGCUGAAAUGUAUAUAAAAUGCACAAGACAAACACAUGCCUGCUGACACUCACUCACACAGUUAACACAAAUUAGGUAUCCGUACAGCCAGAAGCUUGGUUUGACCAGUCUGUAUGGAAAAGGGUAUUUAGUACAACUAAGAGAACUCAGACCACAUGAGUAGGAAAGGCACUGAUAAAAAAAAAACAAUGAUAUAUCACUUCAAUAGACUUUAACAUGUCUAUUCCAUGUCUAUUACGUGAUAAAUAUAGAGGGAUUGUUGUUUCAUAAUAAAAAAGAAAGAAAAUACAAAAAAAGACGGCUAAAUGAGUAGGUUAGAAAGACUUUGGAAAGGAUCCUUAUGAGCUGUAUAUAGUUUAGUUUACAAAGAGCAGCAUUUAAAAAAAACAAGAAAACAUGCAAAAAAGAAUAAUACUUUAGAUAAAACACUGAACAGAACACUACAACAUAACUAUUAUUAUCAUUAUUAUUCUUAUUAAUACAACUAGUAACAUCAUCAUUCUUCAUGAGAAAGCUAUUACAUUCCAAAUUGUAAAAUGGGGAAAUCACAAACCUAUUUUAAAUUUCUACUUAGAUUUUAGGUGAAACACAGGGGAGGGUGCGGGGUUGCACUUUUAUUCGGGAGGUUUUAAUAAUUGAGCUAUUUUUUAUUUAUUUAUUUACUAAUUUAACAAUUAUUUUGUUUAUCGGGAGAAAAUGUUUGAGUGGCAAUGCAAUAUUUUGGUUUUAGGAUUUUCUAGAGAAAUACUUUUGAGAGCCUGUUUCUGUCAGACUCUUACAAUCGAGUAAUUAUAAUGUAUCUAUUAACUAUUACAGCAAUUAUAUUUAUUUCUUAUUUAUUGAAUCCUGUUUUUUGAUCCACUCUUUUUAAGUUUAAAUAAAAGGUAUCAUACUAAA
Molecule: messenger RNA, 3267 nt
Organism: Xiphophorus couchianus (Monterrey platyfish)
Lineage: Eukaryota; Metazoa; Chordata; Actinopteri; Cyprinodontiformes; Poeciliidae
Product: CUGBP Elav-like family member 3
Exons: 16
Coding region: 716-2092 (458 amino acids)
Molecular function (GO): RNA binding
Source: RefSeq, a predicted model, not a curated record